UUUCCUUACUAGUAGGCGUGUCUGAAAGAACAGCUUUCACUUCUGUCUGGCUGCUGCACCUCGCUGAACUAAGUCCUUCUUGAGAGAUGAGUUUCUACAGUGAUGCGUCCACCGAAGACAUGACUGACGAGUUAGAGACUUUGUGGUGGUACCAUUAUGACCUGUCCCGCCAUGCUGCAGAGGCCCUCCUCUUGUCCAAUGGAACUGAUGGAAGUUAUCUCCUGAGAAACGGUAAUGAGGGACCAGGCUGCUUCGCCUUGUCUGUCAGGGCAAAGGAUUCCGUCAAGCAUUUUCACGUGACACGCAAAGACAAUGGCUAUGUGUUUGGGUUUAACGAGUUUGCCACCCUUCAAGAUUUUGUCAAUCACUUUGCUAACCAGCCUCUGCUGGGCAGUGACACAGGAACCCUCAUCGUGCUGAAGUGUCCAUACCCACGGCGUGUGGAGGAGCCAUCUAUCUACGAGUCUGUGCGAGUUCACACAGCCAUACAGACAGGCCGCACAGAAAACGAUCUGGUGCCAAAUGCACCGUCGCUGGGCACAAAGGAAGGCUAUCUGGUCAAACAAGGAGCAAUUGUGAAGAACUGGAAACAGAGGUGGUUCACACUCAACAGAUAUGAACUCAGAUACUUCAAAGACAAAAUGUGUGUGGAGCCCAUACGAACUCUAGACUUGAGAGCCUGCUCUGCAGUCCAGUUUGACUACUCUCAGGAUAGAGUCAACUGUUUCUGCCUGGUGUUUCCUGAGAGGACAUUUUAUCUCUGUGCAAAGACCGGUGUGGAGGCAGACGAGUGGAUCAAGAUCCUGAGGUGGAAACUGUCACAGAUAAGAAAAGGUCAAUGUCAGUGAAGACGCUGGAGAUGGAAAGCCGCCCCACCUUCAGAGAAGACUUCACAUCAGCUGGAUGAACAAUGAGGAAUAGCACUAUUAUAAACCUGAGAUUAAGCACGAGUGUGAACAACACUGGGACCCUGGAGGCAAACAGCUUGGAUGUGACUCACUUUGCUUCAUGACAUAUUUCUUGAGUUCAAACAUGCUUCUUUUCCCGUUUUUUCCUGUUAGGAGUCAUACUUUGCUGUUUUUCCCCAGAUGAUGUUUGUUUCUGGUAUGUUUAACACCAACAUCUACUUGAACAAUUAUUUAAAGGAUAUUGCUAGCAUUAUUCUAUAACACCAAAACCCACAUGUGUUUGUCCAUCAAUACUUUCUGACUUCUUGCCUGGUCUGUGGCUCUCAGCUCCAGCUCUUAGAGUCAUCAGAAAACUCUACUGAGCAUUGCGGCUUGUGGAAUGUGGGACUAGCACUUGGGGUGGGGGGGCAAGGCCAAGGCCGAAAUACAUGGAAAUAUAAGGCUCUGUGGGUCCCCAGUAUCCAAGGUCAUAGGUUCUAAUAAUCUGUGGCUUUAGCUCAGCCAAAGCUAAGGUAUUUUUAAGGGGGUAUGGUCCUUUACUCCUUUAAGAGUACUUUGUACAGAAAGAAAGCUCAAAACUCUUCUUCAGAUAUAUAAAAUACAAUUCAACAUUUAAGUAAGAGUUCCAGUUUUUCCGGUAUUCUUUACAUUUUUGUGAGUGAGAAAGUAAAUGUUUCCUUAAUAUAGAUUUCUUGAACUAUUUCUAUCCAUUCAGGGACUGAUUGAGGCUGCUUAUUCAGCCAUUUCUUGGUUAUUGCCUUUUAACUACAUACGAAUAGUAUUUGCAGUAAGUACCUGUCCUGCUUUUUCAGCCCACUUGGCAAGUUUUCUUAAUACAAAACACUAAAAUUAAAUCAAGCCUAUGGCUAAUGACUGAUCUGGGCCGGUAUUUAUCAAGCUUCUCAAAGUGCCGUUUUAGUAUUAAGUGCUGAGAAUUCAUGAAAUUUACUCGUACUUUUAAACUCAAGAAUAAAAGAGAGGUCUCUCAAGUAGUUAGGUGCUGCCAGUAGGGGUUUGUGAUGGCGCUGUGGAGACAGUUAAUAAGACGGGGUUGGACAGCGCAGGCAUAAUCUUUGUCAGUGAGUUGGUGAGGGACGUCAUCUCACCACUGACUUUACGCAGUAAUGCGUUUUCAGUUAAACUGAAGGUGGUGAUGACGCAGCAGUGCUGAUGAUUUUGGCCGUCACAACCAUCAAUAAGCCGAAUGAUCAUGGAAACAAUUUAUGGCACUUAGGCUACAGCUCCGCACAUUGUCACGCGUUUCAUUGACAACAACAACCCCCGUAAUCCGACAGAAGCAGACACAGUUCAUGCAAAUAGCCGGCAAUACAGGAGUAGUAGGUGCAGUUGAUGGCACUCAUAUAAAGAUCAACUUUUUUAUCUUUUGUAGGCCUAUAUCAGAAUGUAUUCUCUUGAAAAGAGAAAAAAGUUAUUGUUAAACGUGUGUUAAACAUAUAUAUAAACUCCUCUUAGGAAUUUCACCAUUCAAUGUGAAUUUAUCUCAUUGUUAUUCUUUUAUUAUUAUUAUUAUUCUUAAAGAAGGAAAUCUCUUAAGUGAUUGGUCCUCGGUGACAUCGUCAUCCAAAAUCCUGUUUGCGGCACAGCAAAGUGUUGUGAAUCAGCACUAAGACUGACACUUAAGAUUUAGUCCUACACUUCACUCAAAUUAGGACUAGGAUGCUUGAUAACUAACUUUUAUGCACAGCUUUGAGCCAAGAAGUUUUCCACUCCGAAGUCAGUUCUUUGCAGUGUUCUUAGAAGUAUCUGGGAAGCUUGAUAAAUUCGAGACCUGGUCUCUGUUACCACAUCUACCCAGUAAGAACAGAUUCAAGAGAACACCCAAAAAUGUGAAAAUGAUAAGCAGAUGCAUUACCACACAUUCUCCAGCAGUGGUCAUGUUCAGGUUUGCUGCUUUGUAAACAUUUUAUUUUAGAAGUAAUGAAAAACCUUUAAAAUGUUUUUCAAGGUGAAUUCCCUCCACAAAUCUGAGCUUGAGGUGCUAGUCUAUGUCUUACAUAUGUUUAACCAGUCAUCUUCACUUAAUUUUAUGUUUCCUUCUUUUUCCCCACAUAGUUGAAAGAUCCCUUUCCAUUUGUAAACAUGCAUACAUGCUGGAAAUUAAUUUUCUGUUAAUAUUACCUUUAUUUGCCCCAAUGAAUAUCUUUAUCAGACUGUUCCUUUAUCUCCAGUACUAAUACUUUUGUCAAGGUAAUGUCUCAAUUAAAGAUACAACCCAAAAAUCAUGUUUCUCUAAAUUAUAAGUCUCAGUGAGAUGUUAAAUGUAUUUUACAUGUUCAGUGUGAAAUAUUUCUGAGGAUUUAUUGUGUCUAAAGGCCUUACAUAAUGAACCGCAGGUCCUCUUAAGUGGACGCCACCAUGUUUUUACAGUAGCCGAAAAUGGACAAACCGCACUACAGAGCGUGUCACUAUGUUGUUGUUUUUGUUCUUGUAGAAUUCCGCCAAUGUGACAAGAGGAAAUAAUAAUAAUAUAUAGUCUCUGAGUAGUCAUCUGGUUUAUUAGAAGUAGGAAGUGAAGUGAAAUUUAGACAAAUGGAGGACCACACGUGUUAUUUAGAUGAAGCUAGACAAAGUCGGGACAGAUGCAGACAGAGGACUGCAGAAAGGACAUGGUUGGACAUGGUUUUGUCUCAAGGCUUCAGGUGCAGACGAAGCAUCUCUCUCGCUGCUCAAUAGAGCUGCUCAAGCAGCCCACAGAACGACGGAUGGCCAGUCCCACUAUGUUCUGAACCAUUAGCAGCUCAUUUACAUGUGCAAGUGUAAUAAUAUUUUUGCAACAUUUUUGAGCUGCAGAGGCAGCUGAGAAAUGCCAAGGAUCGUGAAGUAAUUUCAGAGGAACUACAGCUAAACCUAUUCUGGUAGGUUUUCUUCUUUUUAUAUAAGAAUAUGCAGUGGGUUUUAUUUCACACUGGCAGUAGAUAACAAAAACUACCAAAAACAUUUUCAUUUACAAGGUACAAGGUAAAUAUGUUUGACAUAAACAGGUUUGUAAAAUGAGAUGCAGUUUGUAGUUACAAAGCCAACGUGAUAUACAAAAUCAUAAAAUCAUAUACAAAAA
This is a messenger RNA of Micropterus salmoides (largemouth bass), 3984 nucleotides long. It is a transcript of the gene dapp1, whose product is annotated as dual adaptor of phosphotyrosine and 3-phosphoinositides. The transcript is spliced from 9 exons. The coding region runs from base 87 to 848 and encodes 253 amino acids. NCBI's taxonomy places the organism in Eukaryota, Metazoa, Chordata, Actinopteri, Centrarchiformes, Centrarchidae. The record is from RefSeq and is a predicted model, not a curated record.